CAAGAACACAUCAAGCAAUCAGUCACCACCUGCGCUGCGCGCAAGAACGCAUCAGUGCAGCGCUCAAGCAAUGGAGGAGUAUCAUCAGCAGCAGCAGGGUGGCCGGGCGAGCAACAAGAUCCGGGACAUCGUGCGGCUGCAGCAGCUGCUCAAGAAGUGGAAGAAGCUGGCCACGGCGUCGCCGUCGUCGUCCGGAGGCAAGAACGGAAAGGGCACCGUGCCCCGGGGCUCCUUCGCGGUGUACGUUGGCGAGGAGAUGCGGCGGUUCGUGAUCCCCACCGAGUACCUGGGCCACUGGGCGUUCGCGGAGCUGCUCCGGGAGGUCGAGGAGGAGUUCGGGUUCCGCCACGAGGGCGCGCUCCGUAUCCCCUGCGACGUCGAGGUCUUCGAGGGCAUCCUCCGGCUCGUGAAAGGCAGGAGGAAGGAGGCCGCGGCCAUGUGCGAUUGCUCCUGCUCCUCCGAGACCGAGAUCUUGUGCAGAUGACGAGAACAAGCCAUGAAUGAAGGCCUCUCGUCUGAAUGCUCUGCUCUGGUUCGCUGAAGAGCUGUGGUUCUUGUUUCUUAGUUCUUCCUCUCUCCUUUCUUGGGUUGGUUCUCUUUCUUCUUGGUUUUUGUCUGAAGAAAGGAGAAGAGGUUGCACCGAUGAGGAGAUCUGUAAUUUGUACAACAGCAGGAGUUGAAGGAUUGUUUUUUUUUCCUUGUUUGUAACAAGGAUCUAAUGCAAGGCAAACUAAU
Molecule: messenger RNA, 735 nt
Organism: Phragmites australis (common reed)
Lineage: Eukaryota; Viridiplantae; Streptophyta; Magnoliopsida; Poales; Poaceae
Product: auxin-induced protein 6B-like
Exons: 1
Coding region: 71-484 (137 amino acids)
Biological process (GO): response to auxin
Source: RefSeq, a predicted model, not a curated record